This is a messenger RNA of Megalops cyprinoides (Indo-Pacific tarpon), 4540 nucleotides long. RefSeq names its product signal-induced proliferation-associated 1-like protein 2. Gene Ontology annotation, cellular component: cytoplasm; Golgi apparatus; plasma membrane. Gene Ontology annotation, molecular function: GTPase activator activity; protein binding. The transcript is spliced from 16 exons. The coding region runs from base 761 to 4510 and encodes 1249 amino acids. NCBI's taxonomy places the organism in Eukaryota, Metazoa, Chordata, Actinopteri, Elopiformes, Megalopidae. The record is from RefSeq and is a predicted model, not a curated record. Gene Ontology annotation, biological process: establishment of epithelial cell polarity; epithelial cell morphogenesis; activation of GTPase activity.
AGAGGAUAUCAACCUGCUCCCUUUGACUGAACAAUGUGAUGGGGAAAAUAAGCUCCUCGUCACACUGACCAGAGAGGGGUUUUGUGGAACAGAGAGAAGAUGAGACAUUCGGACUGAACAAAUGAAGAAGUAAAAAAAAAAAACAGAAAAGAGACCACCAGAACACAAUGCUGUCUUCACAAGAGGGGGAGAGGGAGAAGACUUGGAGGAAUUAGAUGAAAGGAGAGAGGGAUGCAGUGUGGAGCUGUACCAGGAGAGAUGGACUGGAGAAGCUGAUCCAUACGAAUUCAUGAUUCAAGAAGGAGGAAAGCUGGGCUUUCAUCAGUUCCCCUUUUUUCAUGUUUCCUUCAGGAUAAUCUGAGAUCUUCCAACCAAUUUCCCCACCAGAGAUGCAAGACUGUUGAUCACACAAGGAAAAGUGUCAGUUACCGAAACUCCAAUGAUAUUGUGGCUGGCAGCCAAUCUCUGUGUGAAGAAUCCGGUCUUAAUUUUGUAGCUGAUAUAUAGACCAGCAUGCUGGAUUCCUGAUGCUCCAACCCGUGCCCUUGAUGGGAUUCCAAAAUCUCUGCUGUUAUUGUCCUAAUGCCUCUCUGGUAGUUUAUGUAUGAUUUUUUUCCUGAUUGGAAACUGAUCGUUCCUUUUGCCCAUACUAACUACUGUCCACCUGGAGGUGAAAGGAAAGGAGGUAAGAGUGAAGGGAGUGAGGAAAGGGGAAUACUGAGAAGGCAGAGGAGGCACACGAAGUGGGACAUACAGUGCCAUGCAGUCAGACGACCUCUUUGUCCGCAAGUUCCGCCGGCAGAGCCCGCGGCCUCCCCUGGCGGCGGUCGGCUUCGACCCCAUGCGGGAGCAGGGGGUGCGGGAGUGGCCCCCCAGGAGGGAUGGGGAGGAGGACGGGGCGGAGAGCCUGACCCCGAGCCGGGCGGGGCUGAAGCUGCGCCCCGUGGGGCGGAGCCACAUCAUGCAGAGGAGCAACAGCGACGUCACGCUGGGCGAUGUGGACUCUUCUGGAAAGGGGCUGGGAAACGCUGCCUGGGCGGGGGGGCAGAGGGUGGGUUUGGGGGGCAAAGCGGGCCCGGGCGACUCCGGGGUGGCGCUGCGUAGGGAGUACGGCAGUCUGUCCUCGUUGGAGAAACAGAUGCAGCCCCAGGCGCCGAUCAGCGAGGACCAGGCCCCCCUCAGCCCUGCCGCCCUCCGCUUCAAGGACCCCUUCCUGCUGCUGGGCCUGCCUGCCGAGGAGCCCAAUCCCGACAACUUCUUCCGCACCCUGUCCAUGCCAGCAGGGGACUCCCCGAAGAUGGCCAGACUCCCCAAGCCGGAGCUGCCGAACAAGAAGGCCAAGCUCAACCAUGCCCAGCUGUCUCAGCCGGGCUGCUGCGAUGGAGCGGGGGCCGGUGCCUUGGUGCGAAACCUCGCCCACUACGACGUGCAGAGCAUGCUGUUCAACCUGAUGGAGGCGGCCUCCAACCGGGACAGCAUCGGCCGCAAGAAGAACAUCACCUCCGGGGCUUCGGCCGCCUCCCAGGGCCCCCAGCCGGCCUCACCCUCCCAGGCUGGGACCAGGGGGGCCGGCACCGAGGAGCCCGAGCAGUCCCCGCUGCUGCUGGACGAGGGGGACGGCAAAGACACCGACAUGCUGCUGAGCUGCCCCCACUUCCGAAACGAGACAGGGGGCGAGGAGCGGCCGGGGCUGGGGCAGACGAGGGGGCCGGGGGGGGUGCUUCUGAGCCUGCAGAGCCCCAACGACGCCGUCUCCGUGCUGGAGGAGCCGCGUGAGAGCAAGCAGCAGGGCAAGAGCAACUACUACAUCGAAUUCGCAGACCUGGGGGCCCAGUACUACCGCAAGUACUUCUACAAGAACGAGCACCAGAACUUCUUCGGCAUAGACGACCGCUUCGGUCCGUUGGCGGUCAGCUUCCGUCGGGAGGAGAAGGAAGGCUGCAGCGGUGCCCAGUACAACUACAGGAUCAUUUUCCGCACCACUGAGCUGAGGACGCUGAGAGGCUCCCUGCUGGAGGAGUCUGUGCCCUCGGCUGCCCGCCACACCACCCCCCGCGGCAUCUCGCCCAGGAAGCUGCUGGAGUUCGUCAUGCCAGAGCUGAACCUGCACUGCCUCCGCCUGGCCUCCAACUCUCCCAAAGUCCGGGACACUCUGCUGAAGCUGGACGAACAGGGGCUGAAUUUCCAGCGGAAGGUGGGGGUGAUGUACUGCAGGGCCGGCCAGAGCUCAGAGGAGGACAUGUACAACAAUGAAAGCGCGGGGCCGGCUUUCGACGAGUUCCUGGACCUGCUCGGGGAUCGGGUUCGCCUCCUGGGAUUCGACAAAUACAGGGCACAGCUGGACAACAAGACGGACUCCACCGGGACCCAUUCCCUCUACACACGAUACCAGGACUACGAGAUCAUGUUCCAUGUGUCCACCAUGCUGCCCUAUACUGCCAACAACACACAGCAAUUACUGAGGAAGAGACACAUCGGCAACGAUAUCGUGACAAUCGUUUUCCAGGAGCCAGGAGCUUUGCCGUUCACUCCCAAAGUCAUCCGCUCUCAUUUCCAGCAUGUUUUCAUCGUGGUCCAAGUCCAUCACCCCUGCACUGACCACACCUACUAUAGGGUGGCGGUGACACGCUCCAUGGACAUCCCGCUGUUUGGGCCUCUGUUCCCCAAGGGGGCUCGCUUCCCCCGCUCUCCAGCCUUCCGGGACUUCCUGCUGGCCAAGGCGGUGAACGCGGAGAAUGCGGCGGAGAAGUCGGAGAAGUUCCGCUCCAUGGCCACGCGUACGCGGCAGGAGUACCUGAAGGACCUGGCGAAGAACUACGUCACCACCACCCCCAUCGAGUCCUCCACCAAGUUCCAGCUGCCCUCACUGGGCGGUAAGCGCAAGGACAAGCUGAAGGGGACCAAGGGGGCGGAGCUGCACAGCGCGGGGGCCCUGGUGUGGGCGGUGACCGCCACGGGGGACGGCGCCGGCGAGCAGAAGCUGCCCUGCCUGCUGGCCAUCUCGGCCGAGUCCGUGGUGCUGAUCGAGAGGUGCAGUCGCAAGGUGGUGUUCAACUGCUGCUGCCGCGACGUGAUUGGCUGGAAGGCUGGGCUGGACGGCGGGACCAGGGGCGGGCCUUCCUUGGAUGUCUUCUACGAGAGGGGGCAGUCCGUGUCCGUCAGCAUGCCUGACGGCCAGGCGGACGACAUCAGAGAGAUAGUGCAAAGGCUUGAGCUGGAGACACGGGGAUGCGAGGCCCGGGAGGUGACCCCUCUGCGUAACGGGGUUGGGCAGCCGGGCUUCCUGCUGAGCGAGGAGGGCUUCGUGGUGGAGCUCCAGCCCUUCGGCUACGCGGAGAGUGGGGGUCUGCAGCUGUGGGCCCGGGUGGUGCGGCUCUGCGGUCAGCCCCUGGUGUCCCUGGACCUGAACGAGAGGGCCAACCUGAUGCGCACCGCGCCCAGGAUCCACCUCACCGUCAUCCCCCCGGACGAGAACGGCAAGCCCCGCAGGAGCUAUUCGGAGCUGUACCAGAGAGCCAUCCAGGAUGUGGAGUGCAAGGCGGGGGAGGGGCCGCCCGGCGAGGCCUGGGUGAUUGAUGAGAGGGAGGAAGAGCGUGAGGCGGAGAGGGAGAGGAAGCAGGGCGAGGAGAGCAAGGAGGCCGAGCCGGUGGGAAACGGAAAAACGAGAUCGGGAGAGGGGUGCGACGGCUCUCUCCUCUCCCCCUCGAAAGUACCGCUUCUGCGAGCUGCCUCCCUCCAGGACAGCACUCCGGCGCAGCCCCCCAAAUUCGCUCCCUCACUGACGCGCUGCUACUCCCUGGAGAAGCAUCCGCCCUGUCAGGACUCCUGUGAUGGGCAUGUGUAUGACAACAUUUGGGUUUCUGCGGACAGACAUGUCUAUGAGAACGUGGGGGAGCUGAGGAAUGCCACGCCUGACCUCAUCCUGGCUGUCAAUCCCAGAAUCCCCCUGGAGGAGGAGGAGGAGGAGCUACAGAAACAGUUUGCGGGGGUGGAGCUAAGUGAGGAACAGCCCUCAGCCAGUGACUCCUCCCAGCACGGGACCCAGCCUGAAUGUGUGGACAGCGUGGAUCGCAGCUCCCGAGCCCUCAGCCUGCAAAAGUCCAUCAGCAAGAUCCUGUCAGAGACUCCAGAGCCGACCGAGGAAGAGUGGCAGUCCAUCGCCGCGCUAGAUGCCGCCUGCCGCAGCAUCCUGGCGGCCCUGUCACGGGAAGACCUUAAGUCUGGAGGUGGACCAGAGGCUUCUUCAGACUGCUCCUCUACGAUGGAAAAGGCAGACUUCAAAGAGAGCGAUUCUUCCAUCCAUCUGGAGGAGAAGGUGUCCCAGCUGGAAUCCAUGUUGAAGAAGCUGCAGGACGACCUGCAAAAGGAGAAGCAGGACAAGGAGCUGCUGCAGGCGGAAGUUCAGAGCCUCAGGCAGAACAAUCAGCGGCUGCAGGAGGAGUCCCAGAGCACCGUGGCCCGCCUCAUCAAGGUCACCGAGCUGCUCUGCAAUGUCAACAAGCCCUGCUAGCUCCCCUCCGCGCACGCCCCCCCACCCCCC